CGGCGUGGCCCGAGACCGCAAACUGUGGUUCAGGUAUGUGUAGACUGGUAGGACGAAAAUUGGUGCCUGCUGCGAUCUGGAGCUAAUACAGCCGAUGGGCGAUACUAGUGAAUUGUGCGAGAACAUGCCGAACAGUAUCAAAAUGGAGACGCCCGAUGAUCUCGUACCAAUCACAUGCAAAGAGGAAGACCUACUGAACGAUAUCGACAUAGAUAUGGAAGAGCAGUUCAACAAGCAGCAAAUAGAGCUGCUUUCGGAUACCAGUCACAGCUCACCGGCCAGUGCUCAGCCCCUAACAACAGCGCGGUGUGAAGACAUGGAACAGCAGCGCAUUGUUUUGUCGCAUGCCCUCUCACUGUCACCGAGUGUGUUGAAGCAAAGAUCGGACAACAAGCCAGUGGAGUACCGAAUCAACCAGGACGUGCUGGUAAAACAUGCCGAUGGGCGUCUGUAUCUCGGCACGGUGAUCGGCAUAGCCGGCGGGCUGUGUCAGGUGCAGUACGACGACAGCACGGUCCAGUGGAUCAACAAAGAUGCGUUAAACAAGCUGGACAGUGAGGAUGCGGAAGUGAAAGAUACGGUUUGCACCAUCUGCAAUCAGCAUAAGAGUGCGGAACGAACCAGAAACUGUUGCAUUUGCCUUCGCGGCUUCCAUGCCAGCUGUUUGCCGUUUGACGAGCGGUUAAUAGUCAUACAGUCGGAACCAUGGUUCGCCGGAUGGCACUGCAAGGAGUGCCAUGAGAAGGACACGCUAAGGCAGCGCACGUCCGAUUGCUCGGAAGAGAACGAUACUCUGAGCGAACGAAUCCAGCUACAAUCUCGUGCGCCGAUUUGGCCCGAAGGGCUUGAGCCGCUCACCGAACGUAGCCAGCUGCCGUACCAUUUCGAGCGGCUAAGCUGGGAUUCGCUGCAUCGUGUUAAUACUGCCGGGCAAUACUGUUACUGUGGGACCUACGGUCUCUGGACGCGUGAAAUGAUCAUGUGUCGGCGCUGUAAGCAAUGGUUCCACAGCCGCUGCAUACGAAGCUUACAGUUUCCAGUGUUUCUCGGUGAUCCGUUUUAUUUUUUCCUGUGCUCAAUCUGCAACCAUGGGCACGAGUUCGUUCGGCGCGUGGAAAUCUCUUGGCGCGACCUGCUCCAUCUAGUCCUGUACAACUUAAUCAUGCGCAACCGUAAACGGUUCUUCAGUGUGGAGAAUGCGAUCGCUCCGUACAUGGAAGAAAACCUGCGUACACUGCAGCUGCCGGAUCAUAUACUUCGGCUGACUGUACACAAUCGUCAGAAGCUAAUCAUACAAACACUAAGAAGUCACAAAGAAAGCUUUAAGCAUUUAAAAAAGAUCGAUGGUACUACCGUGCGAAGGUUUUGGACGCUAAGAUACAGCUUGCCACCGGAGUUAGAGUUAUCGGAUGUGCCCCAGGAUAACAUCAUAACUGAGCAAAGCCUGAAAGACCUGGGAUUGAAUGAUCGCAGUGUACGCUUUCUUCCUCGCGGUUGGAUAGAACGAAGCUUAGUGAACGACGUGGAAUGUCGUGAAUUAAUGCAGGGGCUAAAGUAUGCUAUUGAUUCACCGUCCUCAAAUGAUUUCGUUCGAUCGAGCGAUACGGACAGUUCGCAAGAGAGCGAAUUCAGCUCAUCCAGCCCAACGCCAGAUCUAGGACAGGAAGUGGAGGGUGCACCGAACGAUGUAAAAAAGAGGCGAAACAAAAAAUCCAACAAAACGCGCGGCCGGAAGGCGACGUUAUUCGGGAGGAAUGGUAAUCAAACCGUGACUCAGAAAAACGUUCCUAUCCAGUUGCCGCCGCUCGAUGAGUUGAUUCCUUGGCUAGAGAACUUCAGCGGCACGAAUAAUCCUUUUCACCCUUUGUAUAACCAAAAACACACCCAUGAGGCUCCUGCGAGCGUGUCUGAUGUAACCAAACCGUGCAGUAGCUGUACGCUUCCCCUUCCUUCUGGAGCAAAGAGACGCAAGUGCUAUAGGAAACCGAUUGAAUAUCAUUUGCAUCAUGAUGCUACGAAGAAGGAGACAAGCAAGCCAGACAGAGCCUCCAUUGUAACGAGUGCUUACACGUCCACAAAACUAAACAAUGACUCAGGUAGUUGUCAGGCAACAGCAUUAGUCACUCGGCGGAUCGCCCGGUCCCACAAGCACAAGCUCCGUGAAAGGACAACAAAAAUCAAUUAUUCGCUUACGCGCACCUACAAAAGGCGCGAAUCGUCAGUAGGUGCAGAGGGGGCAACCACUAAAAACAGUCAACCAUUAAAAAGGCGACAGUCAGUAUGCGGCAACAAUAGCACAAUCACAGAGCCCCCGAAUUGUAAAACGGUCAAGAGGCGAGUGUCAGUGUGCGCAGAUGUGUUAAGAAGCAACCAUCAAUCCAUUCAUUCGCACCUGAGCCCGAUUUUGGCCGACAGACGAUCAAAGGGUGACAUUUUGGCUAACGACAUCCCAAUCCAUGAACUAGCCUAUUCGCUAACACGCAACAGCAAAAGGUGCCGGUCAUCAGUGUUCGAAGAAGACGCAACCAGCAAUCUCGAUGCCGGGGAUUCCCAGGUCAGCAAAAAAAGGCGUCAAUCAGUGUGCGAGACUAUGAGCAAUGAUAAAACCGCACAGUCCCUAAAGCCCGAGAAGUACAAAAGGCGGAUGUCAGCCUGCGAUGAAAUGCUAAGACGCAACAGUGAGACGAACGCGUCACAAGUGCUCAUCUUCACGCAGGGAAAUGUAAAGGCUGAAAGGUUGCAUUCAAAACACUUCAAUCCAAGCAUUGCCAGAACGAUCAUGAUAGGUAAACGAACAUUUCCAAACGGAGAAGUCCAACACCUUGUCAGCCAAAAAAGGAUGGCAUGAGGCUGACGGUUUAAAGGGGAGCGGCAUAGUAUUCCAGGAAUUGGCUUUGCAAUUGCUAGUGUGAUUAACUGGAGUGCGAUUGUAUUCUGGUUUAGAGUAGUCAACGAAUCACCCCUCACACCUGGUGGUGGAACGAAAGUGUUUAUUUAAUUUGCAUACCGCUUUGUCUGCUCAGCAUAUUUAAGAACUGUGUGUGCAGACUGAAAAGCAGGAAAAAGAGCUAGAGCCGUUACGAACAAUAAUGCUGGCGCAUUGGCAUCGAAUGAACACUGUGAUUAAACGGAAUGCAAAUGUUGUUCUGGAUAAAAAAUAAACACCCAUCAGGCAGACGUGCACACUGCCAUCGCUGCAUUGAUUCAUUUAACCGAUAUUUGAAUCAAAAGGGGGGAAAAAAACUCUCGUUCAGAACGAAGCUGUUUAAAUAAUUUGAAUACUCAUUGCGUGCUUGAAAUGCGAUAGGAGGAUGAAGCGAGAAAAAAAACAAAAGCAACCAAUGCACGCACGUUGAGAAGCUCGAAAACUCGUGCCCAGUGCAGAUUGAAGGUUCAAAAUUGAAGAACUAACCGUUUUCGAUGUGGAAAAUUUGCCGGGGGGGGCGUUUUAGGGGAGUAUUUCAUGCAGGGCGUGAUAACCUGAUACGGCUACCAAUCUAUCGUAAGAGCUCUAAAUUUAAGUAAUAGAAAUGUGGAUGGGGAUUAGCAAAAAGACACGCGUCAUGCAAUUGAUUCACGCAAGAAGAAUCCUGAUAAUGACAUCUCGAUUGAAAUCCGGAUAUGGUUCCUAUGUUCAUUUCACACCAUUAGUACAAAAUGACUGAGUAGCCCAUUUGAACUGGACUUAUUUAUAAGGAUAACCCGCAAAAACAUAAAACAAAAACCAAUGCGCCAAAGCAGGGAGCGAGCCUGAAUCCGGAGGUGGGAUAGAGUCGGGUUUUUUUUUUCUUUCUUUCUUUGGAGUAUCGCACUUAUCACUUGGUCCAACCAUGACUGUUCCUACAGCCCACUGCCAACGCGAUGUGAUACAAUGUGAUAGUCAGAUGCAAACCAAAAACAAGGAAAACCCUAGUACCAAUGAACUUAGUUUAAAAGGAAACAGCGAACGGCACGCACGAAGAUGUAGCACCACCAAACCCACAGAUACAGGGACUUUCGCCAAUCACCACAAUGUUUUCAAAAGAGGGGAAGAAAAAGAAGAAGGGAAAAUGGCUUUCAUCUUGGCUUUUGUUUUCUUUUCUUUUUUUCUUUAAGUUUUUCAUUUUCAUCAAAGCGGUUCAUUUUCAUUUAGGGCAAGUUUUAGAGGUGUAUAAAUGUAAUUGUUCGAAGGUAAUUUGCUUUUUUUCUUCGACUUUUACCUUUACAAUUCAUCAAAAAGAAGAAAAAAACAAGUGUAGUGAUCUCUUAUCCUUAUGCGGAAAAAAAACGAUCAAACGAAUUCCUCGACAAACCUAUCCUGUUUCGCAUAUCUGCUCAUGGUAAGAGCGCUAUUUUCCCCCCCAUCAGCAUAGUUAGUUUCCGG
Messenger RNA from Anopheles aquasalis, 4363 nucleotides. RefSeq names its product polycomb protein Pcl (gene Pcl). The record is from RefSeq and is a predicted model, not a curated record. Gene Ontology annotation, biological process: positive regulation of DNA-templated transcription. Gene Ontology annotation, cellular component: Set1C/COMPASS complex. NCBI's taxonomy places the organism in Eukaryota, Metazoa, Arthropoda, Insecta, Diptera, Culicidae.